AUGAGUAAAUUCGAAUUACCUUCGUCUUCAAUCUCGCCUACCUCAACGCCCGCCAACGCGUACUCGACCUACUCCUCAGAUGAUGAUGAAGACACGCUGCCAUAUCCAGGCGAACUUCCACGCAAUGACUUCGUAGCUCCAGACUUCGACCCACAAACGUACCUCUCUACGCUACGGAAUCGCCAUCAAACUCUUGAAGAUCUCAGAUCCGACCUUCGCCAAAGAAGCCAACUUCUGAAUAAGGAAUUGCUGGACCUGGUCAAUGGAAACUACGAGGAGUUCUUAAGUCUAGGAAGCGAUUUGAAAGGCGGCGAGGAGAAGGUGGAAGAGGUCAGAGUGGGGUUGCUUGGGUUUCAAAGAGACGUAGAAGGCAUCAAAAGGGGGGUGCGAGAAAGAGCGGAUGAGGUGGGAGGCUUGGUCAAGGAACGGAAAGCGAUCAGAAGAGACGUUGCAGUGGGGAGAUCUCUACUGGAAGUACAUGAACAGAUCGGGGAGCUCGAGCAGCGCCUUGGAAUCACAUCCAGAGCAGAGGAAGACCUCGAUGACGAUGACGAAGAAGACGAAGACACAGAUGAUCCGGCAGCUGGUGCAAGCACUCCAUCGAUACCUCUCAAGAAGCUGAAACGUCACGCGACUCAAUACAUACUGAUUACGAGACUGAUGGAUCGCAUUGGACCAAGUCAUCCUUUUCUGGUAUCUCAAGGCUCGAGGCUCGAGAAGAUAGGGAGCACGCUGUUACUCGACCUGUCUGCAGCGCUGAAGCAGGCAAAGGCGGCGAAAGCGCCUGAUGCUAUACUGGCGAUCGUGAAGAUCUACGCUGACAUUGGUGCCGAAGAAGAGGGUGUCAAAGUGCUGAAGGGUGGCUGA
Messenger RNA from Zasmidium cellare ATCC 36951, 867 nucleotides. RefSeq lists its product as uncharacterized. The coding region runs from base 1 to 867 and encodes 288 amino acids. Gene Ontology annotation, biological process: intra-Golgi vesicle-mediated transport; protein transport; Golgi organization. The record is from RefSeq and is a predicted model, not a curated record. The transcript has a single exon. Gene Ontology annotation, cellular component: membrane; COG complex. Lineage: Eukaryota; Fungi; Ascomycota; Dothideomycetes; Mycosphaerellales; Mycosphaerellaceae.